Papaver somniferum (opium poppy) is the source of this 925-nucleotide messenger RNA. RefSeq names its product ribose-phosphate pyrophosphokinase 1. NCBI's taxonomy places the organism in Eukaryota, Viridiplantae, Streptophyta, Magnoliopsida, Ranunculales, Papaveraceae. Gene Ontology annotation, molecular function: ribose phosphate diphosphokinase activity; magnesium ion binding. The transcript is spliced from 7 exons. Gene Ontology annotation, cellular component: ribose phosphate diphosphokinase complex; cytoplasm. Bases 22 to 918 code for a protein of 298 amino acids. The record is from RefSeq and is a predicted model, not a curated record. Gene Ontology annotation, biological process: purine nucleotide biosynthetic process; 5-phosphoribose 1-diphosphate biosynthetic process.
UUGCAGGAAAUUGCAUGCUACAUGGGUUUAGAGCUUGAAAAGAUCAAGAUAAAGCGGUUUGCUGAUGGAGAGAUAUAUGUUCAAUUACGAGAGAGUGUCAGGGGAUGUGAUGUAUUUCUAGUGCAACCUACAUGCCCUCCAGCAAAUGAGAAUCUUAUGGAGCUUCUGAUAAUGAUUGAUGCUUGCAGAAGAGCAUCAGCUAAGACCAUUACUGCAGUGAUUCCAUAUUUUGGGUAUGCUAGAGCUGACAGAAAGACUCAAGGCCGUGAGUCCAUUGCAGCCAAACUUGUAGCAAACCUUAUUACAGAAGCAGGUGCAAACCGUGUUCUUGCUUGUGAUCUUCAUUCCGGGCAGUCAAUGGGUUACUUUGAUAUUCCAGCGGAUCAUGUAUAUGGGCAGCCUGUUGUUCUCGACUACCUAGCCAGCAAAAAUAUUUGUUCUGAUGAUUUGGUUGUGGUUUCACCUGAUGUUGGAGGAGUUGUUAGAGCACGUGCAUUUGCCAAGAAGUUAUCAGAUGCGCCAUUAGCCAUUGUUGAUAAAAGGCGUCAUGGGCACAAUGUUGCUGAGGUGAUGAAUCUGAUCGGAGAUGUUAAAGGGAAAGUUGCAGUGAUGGUGGAUGACAUGAUAGAUACUGCCGGUACUAUCUCAAAAGGUGCAGCUUUGUUACAUCAAGAGGGGGCCAGAGAAGUCUAUGCCUACAGUACACAUGCUGUUUUCAGCCCUCCUGCUAUUGAGAGGCUAUCCAGCGGUCUUUUUCAAGAAGUGAUCAUCACGAACACCAUACCAGUGUUGGAGAAGAAUUACUUUCCACAGCUUACAGUUCUGUCGGUAGCUAACCUAUUGGGCGAGACAAUUUGGCGAGUUCACGAUGACUGUUCUGGUACCUCUGAACCCUAUUCCAGCCUGAGCAUUGAUUGAUCCAAUC